AUUCUUUCCCUCGACGUUUCGUCCCCCCCUCUCCGAAUUAGGGCUUUUCUCUGGUUCUCUUCCACGCUUGGUCUCCAUCCGAGAAAAAGACCAGAGAAAGCCCUCCGAUAUCCGCCAUUAGACCAUCUUCCGAGAUCUCAGCCUUCAACUUUAUUCCCUUCUCCGUCGCCAGUUUGGAUAUGUUCUAUAUUUUAGAUUGAAGAGAAAGGUGUUGGAUCUCGAAGAUUAAGAUGGGAGCGCUGUUGUCGAGGUUUUGGUUCGUGUUGUUCCCUGCGAAGGAGUACAAGAUUGUGGUGGUCGGGUUGGACAAUGCCGGGAAGACGACGACUCUUUACAAAUUACAUCUUGGAGAUGUCGUCAACACGAGUCCUACUAUUGGGAGUAAUGUCGAGGAAGUUGUUUACAAGAAUAUACGGUUUGAGGUUUGGGAUCUUGGCGGACAAGAAAGACUGAGAACCUCUUGGGCAACAUAUUAUCAGGGAACCCAUGCUGUCAUUGUUGUGAUAGAUAGCACUGACCGAGCUCGGAUCUCCAUCAUGAAGGAUGAGCUCUUCAGGCUGCUUCAGCAUGGGGACCUUGAGCACACCGUGGUGCUUGUGUUUGCGAACAAACAGGACCUCAAGGAUGCAAUGUCUCCUGCUGAGAUCACUGAAGCACUCUCCCUCCAUAGCAUCAAGAACCAUGACUGGCACAUCCAAGCCUGUUGUGCUCUUACUGGCGAGGGAUUAUAUGAUGGCCUGGGAUGGAUAGCUCAGAGAGUCACCGGGAAACAAACAACUUGAUUUGGGCUCAGAUGUGCUCGUCUUGUAUUCUAUUUAAUGUGAGCAUGUUGAAGGUUGAGAGAGAAUAGGGUUUCCCCCAUGUCCCAUCCAUGGGCUCAUGUUGCAACCCAAAGUAAUACACAUUGUUCAUAUUCUCAUUAUAUUGGCGGAAAAAUGCAUUUUCUUCCCAUGUUGCAAAUAAAAAUGAUACACCAUCCGAUUGGUCUGAAAAUAAUAACUUACAUAGAGUACAAUUUCCCUGGCACA
Messenger RNA from Elaeis guineensis (African oil palm), 1028 nucleotides. RefSeq lists its product as uncharacterized. The record is from RefSeq and is a predicted model, not a curated record. NCBI's taxonomy places the organism in Eukaryota, Viridiplantae, Streptophyta, Magnoliopsida, Arecales, Arecaceae. Gene Ontology annotation, molecular function: GTPase activity; GTP binding.